GAGAGAGCGAGGGGGAAGGAAGGAGGGAAGGGAGGCGAGAGGAAGAGGGCACGCAGUAAACGGCACAUAAUGCACAGCGAGUAACGGGAACGUAAGCUGUCAGUGUCCUGAGCUGCACACAGAUCUCAUUAAAGGAUGUAUCAACCGUUGCAGCACAGUGUGUGUGGAGCCUGACAUUCCUCGCAGGGCUGUGUGUGAUUGUCCCUCCUGUUUUCUGACCAUUAUCACUGCGCCUGCUUCAUUGGCGAGCGUGUGUUUGGACAUCUAACCCCCCUUCAACCCCCCAGUUCCUGAGGCCUGUCGCCACGACAACCAUGGACUGCGGAUUGCGCCUGCCGCCUGUCAUUGAGGAGGUCUUGGAUCCUGCAGAUGAUGUGUGUGACUUGAAAGCAGAGCGGCCGGGUAUAGGUAGCGAAAUGACAGCCAAAGAGCGAGGCUCACUGGAGGAUAACGAGGAGAGAGACCAGGAGGAGGUGGAGGCUGGAAACGGAGAGAAGGGGCAGGAGGAUGAGCGGGAGAAGAAGGAGGUGAAGGAGGAGACGGCGGAGGAGGAGAAGGAGGGGGACAGAGAGGAGCAGAGAGGAGUGGAUGACGAAGAUGAGCUGGAGGUGCUGAGGUCGCAGGUGGUGCAGCUGCUCCUGGAGCUGGAGGAGACCAGAGAGGUGUCACAACGACACGAGGAGAGCUACAACGAGCUUCAGGGUCUUUUGGAGGAAGAGCGGCUGGCAAGCGCCCACCAGGCCGAGAGCUUUACGAGGCAGAUCCAGAGACUUCAAGUUUGUGAUCGGACAGGUGACAUGGACCAGCUGAUGGAGGAGUGUCGCUCCUUGAAGGACGAGUGUCAGACUCUAAAGAACGACAACAAGCAGCUCUCUGAGAAACUGGAGAUGCUGGAGCAGCAGCGAGCCAGCUCAGCUGAUUCAUGCCUGGCACUGAAAGUAGAGCAGAAUGAUGGAGAAAAUGACUCAGAAAAAGAUGUAGAGAAGGAGGUGACCGCUGAGGGUUUCGUCAGCACGUUGGAAGUAGGAGGAGGGGAAUGGGUGGACGCUUAUACCCAAAAGAACAUCUCGUUUGAGGGCAAACCCGUCACCACGACAGGCAUGAGUGGAGGGUUUUCAGAGGUGUUCUCUCUCAGAGACCAGGUGAAACAGGCUGAGGAGAAAGCAUCACAGGUCCAGAGAGAGUGUGAGGGACUAAAAGGAGAGCUUAUGGAACUGCAGGGGCUGUAUGAGAGCAGCCAGAGGGAGAGGGAGGAGCUAGAGGCGGAGCUUCAGCGCUAUAGGGCGGAGCUUGAUCGGCUGGCUGGGAGGAAGGCUCAGAGCUCCACUCCUUCGUCUGAGUGCCCUAUUCUCUCCAUACCCUUCAUAGGAAUGGUUGUAAUAAUGGGCCUGAUAUGGUGCUGCUGCAAGGAGCUCUUGUCCUAAAGGGGGAAAGGAGAGUGAGGGAGACUGGAACCUGGUGUUGGUUGUUGCGGUGGCAGCAGCAGCAGUUCUUCUCAUUCCCAGUUUCA
Molecule: messenger RNA, 1510 nt
Organism: Sinocyclocheilus grahami
Lineage: Eukaryota; Metazoa; Chordata; Actinopteri; Cypriniformes; Cyprinidae
Product: coiled-coil domain-containing protein 136-like
Exons: 9
Coding region: 315-1424 (369 amino acids)
Biological process (GO): single fertilization; acrosome assembly
Cellular component (GO): acrosomal membrane
Source: RefSeq, a predicted model, not a curated record